AGGGCUUGAACUCACAAAGCAUGAGAUCAUGACCUGAUUCAAAGUCCGAUGCUUAACUGACUGAGCCACCCACGUGCCACCAGGAGCAUUUUUCUAUACUUCUUUGGUUAAUUAUAGGCACCCCGUUGUUCAAGAAGGAUGACACAUACUUGCUGUUACCACUUAGGGGGAUAUCCAAUAGGAUAUGUCGGGGUUCAGCUUACUAGCAGAGUCUGUGUGAUCUCCAAACUCUUGUGUCCUACAGAGAAUGUGCUUUAGACUUUGAUUAGACUGGACUCACCAUGGCUAGUAGGCUGUCUGGUAAAUCAUGAUCUCACUCCCGUCACACUCCCACAACAUGGCAAGCAGCAUCCAAACCUUUGUGCAGUGGUAGAAAUCUCUUGGUGAGGGAAGUGGGUUUUUUAGAAAGAGGGCACCUCCAGACCUCAGCAGCUGCUAGCAGCCUGCUCCUGGUUGAGGUGACUCAGACCUGCUGGGCCAGCGCGUUGCCACGUCCCUGUAACGGGAAGAAACGAGCCUCCGUGGCUACCUGGAUUUGUCUUUCUUCACGUGUAAUAAGGUUGUUUGAGGGAGGAAGGGAAAGAGGAUGACAGAGUGUGGUCAUGAGGCUCCAUCUGCUGGCACUGGGCUCUUAGUGUCAUACUUUUACGAACAUGUAUCCAGCAUCUUUUCUUUCUCAUUUCUUCCACUUUGCAGUCUUUGCUCAUGUGGCAUGUUAAGAAAAAAAAAAAUCUUAAUGCGUUCAUCCCUUGUUUUCCAUUUCACACUGCAAAAAUGCCGUUCCAAAGAUCAUGAUCUUGGGAUAGAAUGGCAAUGAGAUAGUUCUUUGAGGGCCCUCAGCUUUCCUUUGUCUUCUUAAACCAUUCUGAUCUGGCUCUUCUGGAAGUCACCAAAUAAUUACUAAUAGGCGUAUUUAAUCCUUUAAAGAAAUUUGUGACAUAGUGUCAGAGAUUAACAGAGCCAGACACUAGUUAAAGUGGUGAAAACAGGUUUUAAUUAGUAACUACUGACAGUAGGAGAAAGAGCUCAGCUCCGUUCCAGUUUGUGAGAAAUGAUUCGGAUGUUUUAAAGGGAGACUAGGAAGGGAGAGCAGAGCAGGGACUCUGUAGGGCCAGAGAAGAAUUACAAAGGAUUGGUCCGUGCAAAUGCAGUACCAGCCAGCCGUGUUUGCUGCUAGCAGUUAUCGAAGUUAGGAUUCUGUCCUACCAUGGAGACCGGGACAGAGGCCCCAUCCUUCCCGAUGACUACAUUCCAAAGGAAUGGCUCUUAGGUCCUUGAGAGCAACACUUCCGAGCAGCAAGAGAUACAUAGUCACAACUGUAAUUCCCUUUCAAUAAAUACUUUAAGAAGGGGAGGUAGGGGUCUGUUGACAGGUGUUGCUGGGACAAAUGGCACACUUUCCUGGCAGCAUUUUUAGUUUUCUCAGGCAGGCUUUUAAUGUGGGUGCUGGGGACAUCCUGGCUUUAUGCUGCUGGAAGCCAUAGAAGAGUUUGGUCAGAUUUUUUAGUGCAGGGUUUAGGUGGGGUUACGUGCCAGGAACAGGCACUGUUAUCCUCAUUUUACCGGUGGGGAGCCUAAGCACAGAAAUGAGUAACUCACCCAGGAUCAUACUGGUAAUAAGUGGUAGAGCGGAGAUUUGACUGGACAACCGGGACCCCUGAACACUGUGUUACACGGUCCCUUAGCAGUGACAGAGGCUCCGGGGAGGCCAUGUAAUCCUGGUCCUCAAAGAGCGCGUAGUCCAGUGGAAGGGACCAGAUGCUGGAAACAGAUCAUUGUAAUUCGUGCAGUUUUAAAAAUACCCAUUCACCUGUCCUCUGCCUGUCUGUUGAGGACACCAAAAGCUUUCUCUCUCACCUGGUUUCUUCUCCUUUUAGCCACUUCACACUGUCGCCCGCCAGCCAGGCACCGCAACUCCGUACCUCGCCACGACCUCACACACGUUCUGUCCUAAAUCCUACCCACUACCGUCUCGUCCUGCCCUUCUUCUGACGUCUGGAGUCAGCCCGGUGUCCGAGUGCCAUCACUAGCCUGAGACUCUGCCGUGUCAGUGAGUGGCCUGUGUUUCCUCUUUCCCUCACGUCUGGGGAGUCACCAGGCCCUCCUGAUCGUACUAGAACUUUCCCCGUGUCCUCUCCUGUCCCUGUUUCCUUUCUUCUUUCUUCCCUCCUUUCCUUUCUUCUUCCUCCACCCCGAUCCUCCUGUCGCUUUCCACCUGGUGGGCUGGAUUAUCGAAGGUCCUGCUGCCUCCCCCUCCCCUAUUGCGCUGUGCAGCCCGCCUGUUGACGCAGCCUUCCCUCUCUCACGCGCACUCCGUGUGCCAGUACUGCCAUGGACAGCAACCAUCAAAGUAAUUACAAACUGAAUAAAACUGAGAAGAAGUUCUUAAGGAAACAGAUUAAAGCCAGGCAUACUUUGCUGAGACAUGAAGGCAUUGAGACAGUAUCGUAUGCCACCCAGAGCCUGGUUGUGGCCAAUGGUGGAUUGGGUAAUGGUGUGAGUAGGAACCAACUGCUCCCAGUGUUAGAGAAGUGUGGACCAGUAGAUGCUCUCUUAAUGCCUCCUAACAAGCCCUACUCAUUUGUGAGCUACAAAACUGCAGAAGAAUCCAAGAAAGCCUAUGUCACCCUCAACGGAAAAGAAAUAGUGGAUGAUUUAGGACAAAAGAUCAUUCUGUACUUCAAUUUUGUGGAAAAAGCACAAUGGAAAGAGUUGGGGCUUCAGGCCUUACCUCCAGGCCUCAUGGUAGUAGAAGAAAUUAUUUCUUCUGAGGAUGAGAAAAUGCUUUUGGAAAGUAUUAACUGGACAGAAGAUACAGGCAAUCAAAAUGUUCAAAAAUCUUUAAAGCACAGAAGAGUAAAGCACUUUGGUUAUGAAUUCCACUAUGAAAACAACAAUGUGGAUAGAGGCAAGCCAUUACCUGGGGGUCUUCCUGACAUUUGUGAUAGCAUUUUGGAGAAAUGGUUGAAAGAAGGUCACAUUAAACACAAACCCGAUCAGUUGACUGUAAACCAGUAUGAACCUGGACAUGGAAUUCCUGCUCAUAUUGACACACAUUCUGCUUUUGAGGAUGAGAUUGUUUCUCUCAGUCUGGGGUCAGAGGUUGUCAUGGACUUUAAGCACCCAGACGGCAUCACGGUGCCCGUUAUGUUGCCUCGUCGAAGUUUGCUGGUGAUGACUGGAGAAUCUAGAUACCUCUGGACACAUGGAAUCACACCCAGAAAAUUUGAUACUGUUCAAGCAUCCAAGGGUCACAAAAGUGGAAUUAUCACCAGUGAUGUUGGAGACUUAACUUUAAGCAAGAGGGGAAUAAGGACAUCAUUUACAUUUAGGAAAGUGAGGCAAACACCUUGUAAUUGUAGUUUUUAUUGCUUAAUUUUUGCAUUAGGUUACCCUUUGGUCUGUGACAGCCAGAUGAAGGCGACCCCCCCAUCAUUUCCAGAGAGCGAAAGAGAAGCCUCCCAACUGGAGCAAGAGUAUGUCCACCGAGUCUAUGAGGAGAUUGCUGGGCACUUCAGCAGCACAAGACAUACCCCUUGGCCACAUGUGGUGGAGUUUUUGAAAGCUUUGCCCCGUGGUUCGUUAGUGGCUGAUGUUGGCUGUGGAAACGGAAAGUAUCUUGGCAUCAAUAAGGAGUUAUAUAUGAUCGGUUGUGAUCGGAGCCAGAGCCUCGUGGACAUCUGUCGAGAGCGGCACUUCCAGGCCUUCGUCUGCGACGCGCUGGCUGUGCCCAUCCGCGGCGGGGCCUGUGAUGCCUGCGUCUCCAUUGCUGUUAUUCACCAUUUUGCAACAGCGGAGCGCAGAGUAGCCGCUCUCCAAGAACUCGUUCGACUCCUGAGACCUGGCGGGAAGGCACUCGUUUAUGUCUGGGCAAUGGAACAAGAAUAUAAUAAGAAGAAAUCCAAGUAUCUUAGAGAAAACAGAAUGAGCCAGGGGAAGGAGGAGGAGGUCAGCAGCGAUACGCCAGGCCCAGAGUUGCUUGUGGAGCAAGUGCCUGACACAGGCCAUAAGGAGCCAGCAUGUCAAAUGCCCUCCAUCAGUGACUUCCAGAAAGGAGGGCAGAAUUCAAGGGAAGUUACUAAUUCCAAGCUCCCCAUUCACACUAAUAGGACUUCUUUUCAUUCUCAAGACGUACUGGUUCCCUGGCACCUUAAGGGCAACCCUGGGAAAGACAAACCUGCUGAGCCGUUUGGUCCGGGAGGAUCCCAUGACCCAAGUCCUGUGUUUCAUCGUUUCUACCACGUGUUCCGUGAGGGGGAGCUGGAAGCCGCCUGCCAGACUCUGAGUGACGUCCGCGUCCUGCGAAGCUACUACGAUCAGGGGAACUGGUGUGUGAUUCUUGAGAAGGUCUGACGUCUCUGAACAUACACACCGGAAAGAAAGGCUCAGCUUUAUUUUUUAAAGGACUCUAAAUUUACUGUCUUUUUAAAGAGAAAAUGUGUGGAAAAGAAUCAAAGAAAGGAGAACGCCUGAGAGAAAAUUGGAAGUAGAGAUUAGUUAGGACACAUUUGGGCUACUAGUAUGGCCAUUUUAUCCAUAAAUGUGGGAACGGUUCUCUUAAAUAGGGAGGCAUAGGGAGGGAUUUUAAAAGUGACUGAAGUAGUUUGUGAAGUUUUUGGGGUCCCAGCAUAAGAAUGCAGCAUUCUAAAGACAAAGUUUUGGUAUUAAGGUUACUCAGCAAACUAAAUCAUGUAGAAUCUUAGUGAUGCAAUCAUACAACAUUUUAAUAAAGAAGUAUUUCUGGACAGUAGAGAAUUGUCUGAAGACUUUGACUCUUAGCUCUGUAAAGUCACAGGCGAUGACCUCUCCCCCCUCACCGUCCUAACGCAGGCUUGACACGUAGUAGGUGCUCAGUAGAAUUUCAGCCCGUCAGGUCGUUCAUCCCACAAAUACUUACAGAACCCCUACUAUGUAUUUAAGUACUGUGAGUGGAGCUGUGAACAAGAGUGAAAGCUCCUGCCCUCCUGGAACUUCCAUUGUGGAAGAAGGACAGCCGGUAUGCAAAUGAAAUUGAUCCAAUGUGCCAGGUAGUGAGAAGUGAAACAGGACUUGGAGGUUUUCCCCGGGAACAAAGGAUCAUUUCCAAAGUGCUGUAACCACGAAUCCUGACUGUAGUUGGUUACCGAGAAUUAGUUGGUAUUCCAGAUGUAUUGACCAGGUGUUAAAGGCAACCCCAGUGGGCUCUUAUAACUCCUUUGUUUAAGUAGCAAAAGUUAGAAUGGUCGGUCAGACUUAAUUAUGCCCUUACAGCCACAGCUGUGGUGUCACUACCGGCUGUCUCCAGUUCCUUCAUGGUUUGUACCAGUCUGGGCGCAGUCAGCAGUUUUUACCUCCAAAUACUUCACACUCAGUCAACUUACCACUCAGGUCAAGUUUCCAGGAAGAACAAAGGUAGAAAGUCAACCGUAGCUCAGAUGAUCACGCAAAAGGAAAGUACUUUUUAAAACAUGCAUUGCUUUUAUAGCAGUUAUGCUUAAGACUACUUCAAGAAAAAUUGCUUCCUGUGAACGAUGACGCCCAGACAAUUGUGUCUGUUGUUAUUGUUGAGAUGUUUAUUUUCUAGCGUCAAGCUUUCCGAAACCGGCCGUGAUGAAUAGGUCUCGGAUGAGACGACGAUUGUUUUUGUCGUGGAAUCUUCACUGCAAGAUUGUAACUGUUCCCUCCAGAUGAAUGUAUAAGGUUCAUGAUAUGAAAAGACAAAUUAUGGGGCUAAAAAAAAGCAGUUUUAUUCUGACAGAAAUUCUAGAACUUCACAUUGCAAUGUGAAGCUCAGCUCCUGCUAAUAACUUUUAAAAUCUAGAUGAAAUGGGCGAUUUUCAAGGAGGAUGCAAAUACAUGAACUCAAGAAGAGGCAGAAAAUGGAAGGUGUUGAAAAAGCCGCAUAGGAAUUCAGAACUUGGCUCUUGAUUCAGACUGGAAAUUGAAUUCUCGAUCUGCCAUUAGUUUUAGCCGGAGACUCUGGACAAACUCCCUCCCUUGUCUGUGCUCCAGUUUUCUCAGCUGUAGUGCUGGAGGAGUUGUUCUGCAAUUAGCUGGGAUAACAGCUCUCAGAGCAGUGCAAGAAUAGAGUGUGUGUGUGUGAAACAUGUUUAUUAUCAUUAGUCCCAGAGAAAGCCCUCAAGAGUUUCAGGAAUUGAAUGACAUCAAAUCUAAUUUGUUAAUUGUGUAUUAAAAACCUAUGGUUUUACUGAU
This is a messenger RNA of Prionailurus viverrinus (fishing cat), 6192 nucleotides long. It is a transcript of the gene ALKBH8, whose product is annotated as alkB homolog 8, tRNA methyltransferase. Gene Ontology annotation, molecular function: tRNA binding; 2-oxoglutarate-dependent dioxygenase activity; S-adenosylmethionine-dependent methyltransferase activity. The transcript is spliced from 12 exons. Lineage: Eukaryota; Metazoa; Chordata; Mammalia; Carnivora; Felidae. The record is from RefSeq and is a predicted model, not a curated record. The coding region runs from base 2332 to 4353 and encodes 673 amino acids. Gene Ontology annotation, biological process: tRNA wobble uridine modification. Gene Ontology annotation, cellular component: cytoplasm; nucleus.